Molecule: messenger RNA, 1098 nt
Organism: Phyllostomus discolor (pale spear-nosed bat)
Lineage: Eukaryota; Metazoa; Chordata; Mammalia; Chiroptera; Phyllostomidae
Gene: MSANTD1
Product: Myb/SANT DNA binding domain containing 1
Exons: 3
Coding region: 302-1078 (258 amino acids)
Biological process (GO): positive regulation of DNA-templated transcription
Cellular component (GO): nuclear body
Source: RefSeq, a predicted model, not a curated record
GCUGGGGCCGCGGCGGGGCCGGGAGCCUGGCCCGCCCGCCGCAAUAUUGAUGGCCCGUCACAGUGGCCCUGAUUCCUGCGCUUUCAGUUAAAAGGUUUCUGUUGUUGUAGCUUAUGCAGUUGCUCUGUUGCUAUGGAAACGUGACAUCAAAAUGACGUUUCCCGUUUAAAAGCUUUUAACUAAAUUCCUGCCUGUCAGAUGUAGGCCCCAUUUUGAGUGCGGAGCUGCCUGCCCGGCGCGGGGCUCCCGUGCACGGAGCUCGCGGGCCGUGGGCCGCCCCGCGCCCCGCAGGCGCCCCAGCAUGGCCGCGGCCGAGGUGCCCGUGCGCCUGGCGUCCCCGCAGGCGGAGAAGCACCGGCGGGCCCGCAACUGGACCGACGCCGAGAUGCGCGGCCUGCUGCUCGUCUGGGAGGAGUUCUUCGACGAGCUCAAGCAGACCAAGCGCAACGCCCGGGUGUACGAGAAGAUGGCCAGCAAGCUGCUGGAGAUGACUGGCGAGCGCCGGCUGGGCGAGGAGAUCAAGAUCAAGAUCACGAACAUGACCUUCCAGUACAGGAAAUUAAAAUGCAUGACAGAUAGCGAGUCCGUCCCGCCCGACUGGCCCUAUUACCUAGCCAUUGAUAGGAUUCUGGCCAAGGUCCCCGAGCCCGGCGACGGCCAGCUGCCGGACGGCCAGCCGCCGGGGCCCUCCGCGUCCCAGACCGAGGAGUCCCUGUCGCCGUCGGCUAAGUCCACCCCUCUGUACUUACCGUAUGACCCGUGCUCCUACGACGGCGGCCUCCACCUCCAGGACGGACACUCCUCCAGCUCCUCCAGCUCACUGUCCCUUAAGUUCAGGUCGGAGGAGCGGCCAGCGAAGAAGCGCAAGGUGCAGAGCUGCCACCUGCAGAAGAAGAAGCUGCGGCUGCUGGAGGCCAUGCUGGAGGAGCAGCGGCGGCUGGGCCGUGCCGUGGAGGAGACCUGCCGGGAGGUGCGCCGUGUGCUGGACCAGCAGAGCCUGCUGCAGGUGCAGGGCCUGCAGCUGCAGGAGCGCAUGAUGAGCCUGCUCGAGCGGCUGGUCGCCAAGGCCAGCGGCUAGGGCCCCGCGGCCCCCCUCCA